AAUUGCGUGGCGGAAUGUUGAAUGAUCAUUUCUAACUUUGGCCCGUAACCAAAGUUUAAUCCUUUCUCGAAAACAAGCGGCUACUUCCAAAAGUCAUGGAGAGACCUUACUCCAAAGAUGAAACGACGCUUCCAGCUAUCGUUAAUAAUAACUCAGAUGAAAGAUUGAGUCGUAUGGAGAACUUGGAAGGUCGCUUGGCGCAUCAGGAGAAAACUACAAGAUCCCUUGUUGACAGGGCGCUUAUGGUAAAAGAAGAUAUUAUUGAGAGUCUAAGCAUCGCUCAGAUAAGCUGGCAAGGAGAAAAGAAAGCGAGGAGCUUGUUGCAGGAACACAUACGAACAAUUACUACUGUUGUCAAAAGAUUGAGUAGAGAAAUUGAAGCGUUGGAGAGCGAGAUCAGGUCAAGACAAAGUCAAGUGGAAGGACAAAGUACAGCUGUUAAAAAUUUGGAACUCCACCAUGUAGCUGGAGUCACGGAUCUGAGAGGUCGUGUAACAAGGUGUGAUGGAGCAAUUCAGAGGCUUGUAUCUGAUAUGAGAAGCAACAAUGAAGUAAUUAAUGACUUCAAGCAAAAGCAAGAACUGGCAAUUAAAGAUUGUCGUGAUCAGAUAACCUCUCUCGAGAAGAGCAUUUCUAACCUGACGCUGAAAAUAGAAAAAUAUGUGAUGGAUCAGUCAAACAGCAUCCAGAAAUUAAAAGGUGAUUCGGAUCAACUCGUUGUGCAACUCGAUUCUAAGACAAAAACUGUAGUUGAAGAUAUUCGAGGUUCAAUUUCAUCAAAUCGUUUGUGGGCAGAAUCUGAAUAUUUCAAACUUACCCAAGAUUUUCAAACAAGGCUUGAACGGUUCGAGGGUCUUAUGGUUGAACGACAGGAAAAAUUAGAGAGAAGAGUUGACCAUUACCUUGCAAAGGUGGAUAGACUUUUGGAAGAGGAGAAGAGCAAGUAUUAUAAUAUAUGGGAGGUUAGACUUAAGGAGGUCAGAUCUGAACAGGAGAAGACUAUGCAACAGUCCUUGGCACAGAUGAGACAUGAAUACAGGCAAGGAUUUAACAAUGUGCAUGAAAGUAUUUCCAGUCUUCAAAAGGUGUUUCAUGCAAAAUUGAAGUUGUUGGAAGAUGACUUACGCAAGGCCAUUAACAAUGUGUUAAGAAUGGUAGUACUUGUUUGACAAGUGUCAAGAGUGGGGUGACUCACUACUGUGACACAGGAACCUGAGAACCUUGGGGUUUGGGGUGCAGAAUUUUUUUCACAUUUCACAGGUCCUUUUAUUUUCAUGUUGGCCUCUUCUGAAAGACUAGUUCUUUUGCAGAACUAAGGGUGCCUUCCUUUGUGUGAUCUGGAUCCAAGACCAAUCAAAUCAUGGUGUAUCAAAAGAACCAAAGAAUACACUCUGUACAAGGAUUCAUCAGUUCUUUUAAUGUGCCAUGAUCCAAAUGAUGUUGGAUUAGUAAUACUGAUCUGGAUCAUCCUAAAAGAAUGCAUCCUUAGACACACUGUCUAGUAGUCUUAAAAGGACUAUUCAUCAGAUGUAUUAAUGGGUGAUAAGUCUGUUGUUCUGAGACAACAGUAAAUAUUCCAGGAAUCCACAACAAAUCUGGAAUAAAAUAUAGGGCAACAGGGAAAAAAUUUGGGCACCAAACUCUGCGCUAGGCAAUGUUUUCUGCAAUUUGUGCUACAAUAUUCUUUUGCCGUUGUAAGUGUGACAUCUCUAAGUAACCAUGAAAAGUUUGGUGUAGAACUGCUGCUUUCUACUUGGUAGAAAGUUAUGCUUGCUGGAAAGAACAAUGUUGUGAGAUGUGCUGGCAACUGGCAUAAUUGCAAUAAACUUGUGACAUAAAAUUUUACUUUUUAUGCAUUAUUUGGCAUUUUCCAUGUAUGUUAGGCUUUGUUUCCUGUUGCCAUGAGUGUGAGUGCCAAAAGAAGAACAACAAAAAUCUGUGUAUUCACUAUUUAUUAAAUUUCUUAAUAUUGUUUUUACUAUAAUUUUUUUUGUCUUCCUCUUGUCCUUGAACCAUGCUUGCUUUUUCCCUACCCUCCCCCAAAGAAAUUGCCCUUAGUUAUGGCCUAGUCCUAUUUCAGCAUGGUUAACUCUUUUGUACUUAACAGAGAGCAAGUUCCAAUUUCUUUUAACCACACAUGCAGGUUAAGAGAAUGAAAGAAUUUAUCACUUCAGAAACAAAAAGAAAAUCAGCCCACCAAAAUCAAACUGUUCACAAUGUGAACAGACAAUUAAGAAGAAUAAAGAGGUAGUCUCUAUCUGAAGUAAAAUAUUCAAAAAUACUAGUGAGAGCAUGUACUAUUGACAACUCUGUAUUGUUUCAUCUUACACUUAACACUUUUGAGCCAGUAUUUUGUGAAUAAUUUACUUCAGAUUGAGACUAACACUACAUUUGGGUUCUCACUCUUUAUGCAGCAGUCUUGGUUAGCUUGAAAGUGGACUAUUUAUCAUGUGAAAAUGAAUAACAAUGAUACAGAUUUUGUGAAACUCUAAAUGUGAAUGGUUAUGCAAACUAACAUAAACUGUUGGUAAAGUAAUAACAUAAACAUAAUUAUACUAAAUGUCUACCUGGUUAUUUUUAGCCCAUUGAAUGAAUGAAAAAAGCAAAAAAAUAAGUGAAAGUGAACCAAGGGAGAGAAGAGAAAAACUGUCCUUCCCCAGUUUCCCUUGGUUUGCUUCAACACAUCCCUGUGAUUUGCGUGCAAUUGGACUAUACUCGCAGUUUAAACACGUAAAGGUUAUGUCGCAAAUUGUAAAACUCAGCUUAAAGUGUCUUACAGAGCAUAACAGAACCAAACUUUUUCCUUUUCAGAAAACACACUGACUUACCAGCAAUUGGCUAUUUCACAGCCAGUCAGAAGAAUUUUUCAUUUCGUCAAAAUAUUGUUCAUGUUUCUAUUAGUUCUAUAUACACUGGUCACUUAAGAGAUGAAAAGAGGGCUGGAAAAAAACACAAAAUAAGGCUCAAAAUCGAUGGGCUACAAAAGCUGCCCUCAUAUAAAAGGGGCCCUACUGAACAAGUUAGACAUGACUGAGUGUGUUUGGGUUAUUGACUGCAAAACAAGCUGCAUUGCACAACCAUUUUUUUCAUUGUCUUAUUUUGGAAAAUCGUUUGUUAGAGAAUCUGACUCAAUUUCAUUUUAUAGAGGCUAAUGAUAGAAUUUCUUUAAGGACCUGUUAUACUUGACCAGCUGUGCUAGGAAAUGGAUGAAUACUGGUCAUAAGAAACUGUUGGACAUUGCACCCAUGGAAAAAUAUGAAUCUAGAAAAUAUAAACCAGAAAAAGAACAUCCCUUUCAUUGUCCACAUUCGUUGUAAAAUUA
Orbicella faveolata is the source of this 3322-nucleotide messenger RNA. Its product is annotated as protein FAM81A-like. NCBI's taxonomy places the organism in Eukaryota, Metazoa, Cnidaria, Anthozoa, Scleractinia, Merulinidae. The record is from RefSeq and is a predicted model, not a curated record.